AUGGUGCAGCACAUGUGGGCCGAGGCGGCCGGGCCUGCGGGCGGCGCCGAGCCGCUGUUUCCGGGCUCCCGACGGAGCCGUAGCGUGUGGGACGCCGUGCGCCUGGAGCUGGGAGUACCCGACAGCUGCCCGGUGGUGCUGCACAGCUUCACGCAGCUCGACCCCGAUCUACCGCGCCUGGAGAGCUCCACACAGGAGAUCGGCGAGGAGCUGGUCAACGGAGUCAUCUACACCAUCUCCCUGCGCAAGGGGCCGGUGCAUCAUGCUGCCAACAAAGGCCAGCGCUGGCUCGGGUAUGAAAAUGAGUCAGCCUUGAACCUGUAUGAGACCUGCAAGGUGCGGGCAGUCAAGGCAGGCACGCUGGAGAAGCUGGUGGAGCACCUGGUGCCUGCCUUCCAGGGCAGUGACCUCUCCUAUGUCACCAUCUUCCUGUGCACCUACCGAGCCUUCGCCACCACCCAACAGGUCCUGGACUUGCUGUUCAAAAGAUACGGAUGCAUCCUCCCAUAUUCCAAUGAGGACGGUGGACCUGAGGACCAACUUAAAAAUGCCAUCUCCUCCAUCCUGGGCACCUGGCUGGACCAGUACUCGGAAGAUUUCUGUCAGCCCCCGGACUUUCCAUGCCUCAAACAGCUGGUGGCCUACGUGCAGCUCAACAUGCCCGGCUCAGACCUGGAGCGCCGUGCUGACCUUCUCCUUGCCCAGCUGGAGCACUUGGAGCCCCCUGAGCCAGAACCAGAAGGUGAGGAGCCCUGACCAGCACACAGGAAGGCUCUCCCCGAGGCUGUCCUAUUGAUGAAAAUUUCUUCUCUUUCGUCUCCAGUGCCAGCUCUGCCUCCAGCUCCAGAGCUAGUGCCAGCUUCCGUACCAGCUCCAGAAAUAGAACCAGCCCUAGCACCAGGUCCAAGUCCGGAGUUAGAGCCAGUGCCAGUUCUAGAGCUAGAGCCUCCUGCAGCUCCAGUUCCAGCUCCAGUUCCAGCUCCACCUUCAUUCCCAGUUUCAGAGCUAGAACCAGCACCAGCCUCAGCACCAGAGCCUUCUUGCCCAUCCCCUGUGACAACAGAGAACGACCUGAGUGAGGAGAAGCCUAACCUCCUCGCUUUCCCUCCAGAGCUGGUGGCAGAGCAGUUUACACUGAUGGAUGCGGAGCUGUUCAAGAAGGUGGUGCCCUAUCACUGUCUGGGUUCCAUCUGGUCCCAGAGGGACAAGAAGGGCAAGGAGCACCUGGCACCUACCAUCCGUGCCACUGUCACCCAGUUUAACAGUGUGGCCAACUGUGUCAUCACUACCUGCCUGGGGGACCGGAACAUGAAGGCCCCGGACAGGGCCAGGGUGGUGGAGCACUGGAUUGAGGUGGCCAGGGAGUGUCGAAUCCUCAAGAACUUCUCAUCUCUCCAUGCUGUCCUUUCUGCUCUACAGAGCAAUUCAAUACACCGACUGAAGAAGACGUGGGAAGAAGUUUCCAGGGAAAGCUUACGAAUCUUUCAAAAGCUGUCUGAGAUCUUCUCAGAUGAGAACAACUACUCACUGAGCCGAGAGCUGCUCAUCAAGGAGGGGACCUCCAAGUUUGCCACCUUGGAGAUGAACCCCAGGAGAGCCCAAAAGCGGCAGAGGGAGUUGGGUGUCAUCCAGGGCACCGUUCCCUACCUUGGCACAUUCCUCACUGACCUGGUGAUGCUGGACACUGCGAUGAAGGAUUAUCUGUAUGGGAGAAUGAUCAACUUCGAGAAGAGGAGGAAGGAAUUCGAGGUGAUCGCCCAGAUCAAGCUGCUCCAGUCAGCCUGCAACAAUUACAGCAUCGCCCCCGAGGAGCACUUUGUGGCCUGGUUCCGAGCCAUGGAACGGCUUAGUGAGACUGAGAGCUACAACCUGUCGUGUGAACUGGAACCCCCAUCUGAGUCAGCCACCAACACUCUCAAGGCCAAGAAGAACACGGCCAUUGUCAAGCGCUGGAGCGACCGCCAGGCUCCCAGCACAGAGCUCAGUACCAGCGGCAGCUGCCACUCCAAGUCCUGUGACCAGCUCAAGUGCGGCCCCUACCUCAGCAGUGGGGACACGGCCGACGUGCUCAGCGUGCACUCUGCUGGCUCCUCCAGCUCCGAUGUAGAAGAAAUCAACAUGAGCUUUGUGCCCGAGUCCCCUGACUGCCAGGAAAAGAAGUUCUGGGAGUCAGCCUCCCAGUCAUCCCCAGAGACCUCCGGCGUCAGUUCAGCCUCCAGUAGUACCUCGUCCUCCUCGGCCUCCACCACACCUGUGGCCUCCACACGCACCCACAAGCGUUCUGUCUCAGGGGUCUGCAACUACAACUCCUCGCUGCCACUCUAUAAUCAGCAGGUGGGCGACUGCUGCAUCAUCCGUGUCAGCCUGGACGUGGACAACGGCAACAUGUACAAGAGCAUCCUGGUGACCAGCCAAGAUAAGGCUCCUACUGUGAUCCGCAAAGCCAUGGACAAACACAACUUGGAUGAGGAUGAGCCAGAUGACUAUGAGCUGGUGCAGAUUAUCUCAGAGGAUCGAAAGCUGAAGAUCCCUGACAAUGCCAAUGUGUUCUACGCCAUGAACUCUACUGCCAACUAUGACUUUGUCCUGAAGAAGCGAACUUUCACCAAGGGGGCAAAGGUCAAGCACGGGGCCAGCUCAACCCUUCCACGCAUGAAACAGAAGGGACUCAAGAUUGCUAAGGGCAUCUUCUAA
This is a messenger RNA of Orycteropus afer afer, 2694 nucleotides long. Lineage: Eukaryota; Metazoa; Chordata; Mammalia; Tubulidentata; Orycteropodidae. The record is from RefSeq and is a predicted model, not a curated record.